AUGAAUAAUCAUAAACAAUCAAAUUUUCAAUUAAUUCUUAAUCAGAUUCGUGAUCGUGUUGUUUAUUCAUUUAAACAGCAACCUGAUUCUGCUACAUUAAUGCGCGAUUGUCAUAUUGAAUUCUCGGAAUUAAUUGAAAAAACAAUUGAAAAAUAUUGCGGAGCAAUGAUUUGCGAAUAUGCUCCUGAUUUCAUGCGCGAUAUAUCCGAUGUCGCUUUCGAUGAAUUGAUUAAAUAUAAAAUAUAUGAAAAUACAAAUAAUAUGCAAGUAACGAAUGUUGACAAACAAAUUUCAGAACCAUUAAUCAAACAACAGGAUGAAUAUUCAAAUAUGUAUGAUUCAUCCGUUCUACAUUAUACGCAACAAACAUCACCGGUUGACGACGGAGAAAAUGAUAAUAAAUAUCGAAUUGAAUUAGCCGAAUCAGAAAAUCGACCAUUAACAUUAAUUGGCAGUGAUGAAGAAGAUAAUGAUUCUGACCGAGAAGAAAAUAAAGAUAGCGAAUUACAAACAGCUGUCUCACGUCAAGAUAUUAACUCAAAUCAAAAUGCAACCGUAUCAUCCUCGGGUGAACUUCAUUCCAAUGGACAUGAAUAUAUCAUUGUUCACCAUGUAGCACAUGAUCAAAAUCGUGCUGUUAUUGAUAAUGCUGUGCCAAACGACAAAGAAAAAACGAAUGAAAAUCAAGACGUUGCUGAUUCAUGA
Molecule: messenger RNA, 705 nt
Organism: Rotaria socialis
Lineage: Eukaryota; Metazoa; Rotifera; Eurotatoria; Philodinida; Philodinidae
Source: the annotation of a GenBank genome assembly